UUAGGUGGCAGCAAUUGCCAAAUAGUAACAUCUGUGCCUUCGUGUCGUACCUAACCUCGCCGAGAUACCGUGUUCAUUUUUUUACUUAACGGUACUGUCGUCGUGAUUGUGCAAAACGUACAGCGUUUGUGUUAACUUACACGUCACAAUUUUGAAGUUCUCUUAGCUCGGACUAGCGAGUAUCACUCAUUUCGACAUGAGUGUUAACAGCUUGUCGAACUUCUUAUAUCUUGGACGGCGGUGUACAAAGUUGUCUGUGGCAGUACGACGUUAUGCCUCCACUGCUGUGAAUCCAGUAGACAGAGACAAUGUGAAGCCAAAGACUGGUAUAAUAAUGUUAAAUAUGGGUGGCCCUUCCCAUAUUACUAAGGUUCACGAGUACUUGUUAAGAAUAAUGACCGAUCGCGAUAUGAUCCAGCUGCCAGUUCAAAGUCAAUUGGGACCAUGGAUCGCGAAACGACGUACCUCAGAGGUGCAGAGAAAGUACUUCGACAUUGGUGGCGGUUCACCGAUUCUGAAAUGGACGAACAAGCAGGGCGAACUUUUAUGCGAAAAGUUGGAUAAAAUUUCGCCCGAAACCGCACCGCACAAAUAUUACGUUGCCUUCCGAUACGCGGAUCCUCUCACGGAGGAUACGCUCGAGAGGAUACACAACGACGGGAUACAGCACGCUGUACUUUUUUCACAGUAUCCACAAUACAGCUGUUCGACUUCGGGCUCCAGUUUUAACGCUAUAUACAAUUAUUACAGGACUAGAGAAUUACCGCGCGAGAUGAAAUGGAGCGUAAUAGAUAGAUGGGCCACACAUCCCCUCCUUGUAAAAACAUUUGUCGAAAGAAUUAAAGAGGAGCUCGCCCACUUUCCUAGCGAGAAAAGGGACGACGUCAUAAUUCUAUUUUCAGCUCAUUCUUUGCCGCUGAAGGUUGUUAAUAGAGGAGAUUCAUAUCCCGCGGAGGUCGGAGCUACGGUGGCAUUAGUAAUGCAGGAAUUAAAUUACUGCAAUCCGUACAGCUUGGUGUGGCAAUCGAAGGUCGGGCCUAUGCCAUGGUUAGGACCUUUUACCGACGAAGCGCUCAAGGGCUACGUUAGACAAGGCAAGAAAAAUUUCAUUCUGGUACCGAUCGCAUUUGUAAACGAACAUAUUGAAACUCUUCACGAACUGGAUAUAGAGUACUGUCAGGAGCUCGCCGAAAAACUUGGUAUCGAGAAAAUACGAAGGGCAGCGGCGCCCAAUGUUCAUCCUUUGUUCAUCGACGCUUUGGCGGACAUUGUAGUGUCCCGCCUGAAAUCGAAGCAAGCUAUAAAUCCGAAAUUUUUGACGCGAUGUCCUCAUUGUGUAAAUUUAAAUUGCGACGCCAGCAAAAGUUGGUACGCUAAAAUCUGUGGAAUUUAGCGAUAACUUUUCUUUAUUACUUAUUGUAUAUGACCCUGUUAGAAAUGUUAUGUGAUAGCGUGUUUAUCAUUACACGUGUAUUACAUUUGGAAGAAUGUGAGCAAGUUUUAUGAGCAGGAAAACGAACAAGUUCUAUGAGAAACAUAUAUAUGUACUGCAUUUAUGAAAGUUGUACAAUAAUAUCGAAUAAACUGUAACGUACUUGUUUUAUUUUACAAGUC
Messenger RNA from Odontomachus brunneus, 1614 nucleotides. RefSeq names its product ferrochelatase, mitochondrial (gene FeCH). NCBI's taxonomy places the organism in Eukaryota, Metazoa, Arthropoda, Insecta, Hymenoptera, Formicidae. Gene Ontology annotation, biological process: heme biosynthetic process. The coding region runs from base 197 to 1393 and encodes 398 amino acids. The record is from RefSeq and is a predicted model, not a curated record. The transcript has 8 exons. Gene Ontology annotation, molecular function: protoporphyrin ferrochelatase activity.